Trematosphaeria pertusa is the source of this 1498-nucleotide messenger RNA. Its product is annotated as aspartyl proteinase. Gene Ontology annotation, molecular function: aspartic-type endopeptidase activity. The transcript has 4 exons. Lineage: Eukaryota; Fungi; Ascomycota; Dothideomycetes; Pleosporales; Trematosphaeriaceae. The record is from RefSeq and is a predicted model, not a curated record. Gene Ontology annotation, cellular component: fungal-type vacuole. Gene Ontology annotation, biological process: proteolysis. The coding region runs from base 124 to 1317 and encodes 397 amino acids.
CCUCUCAAGCUCCCCGAAGCUCGAACACAACACACCAUCCAUCACACACUGUUUCUACCGUCUCCCCUCCUCAUUCUUCGCCGAUUUUAUUUGUUCCGAGACUUCCGCCUUUUUGUUAUCGUCAUGAAGACGGCCAUUCUCCUCGCGGCGGGCUCGCUGCUCGGCCCCGCCACCGCUGGGGUCCACAAGAUGAAGCUCAAGAAGAUUCCUCUGUCGGAGCAGCUUCAAUACGCCAACAUCCAGGAGCAGGCGAGGGCGCUCGGACAGAAGUACAUGGGCAUCAAGCCCGAGUCGCACGUCGAGCAGGUCUUCAAAGCGCCUUACAUCGCUGAUGGAACGCAUCCAGUUCCCGUUACAAACUUCCUGAACGCUCAAUACUUCUCCGAGAUCUCCCUCGGCACUCCUCCACAGGACUUCAAGGUCAUCCUCGACACCGGGAGCUCCAACCUUUGGGUUCCCUCAUCAGAGUGCAACUCGAUCGCCUGCUACCUCCACAGCAAGUAUGAUUCCUCGGCGUCGUCGACAUACAAGAAGAAUGGCACUUCGUUCGAGAUUCGCUACGGAUCUGGUUCGCUUAGCGGCUUCGUGUCGCAGGACGUCUUUCAGAUUGGCGACCUGAAGGUCAAGCACCAGGAUUUUGCCGAGGCUACCUCCGAGCCCGGUCUCGCUUUUGCCUUCGGCAGGUUCGACGGCAUCAUGGGCUUAGGCUACGAUACCAUUAGCGUGAACAAGAUCGUUCCGCCGUUCUACAACAUGCUGGACCAGGGCCUGCUGGAUGAGCCGGUCUUUGCUUUCUACCUCGGUGACACCAAUGAGGGCCAGGAGUCUGAGGCUACCUUCGGAGGCAUCGACGACAGCCACUACACUGGCAAGCUCACCAAGAUUCCAUUGAGGCGCAAGGCGUACUGGGAGGUCGACCUUGACGCAAUCACCUUUGGCAAGGAGACCGCUGAGAUGGACAACACUGGUGUCAUCCUUGACACUGGCACCUCCCUCAUUGCUCUGCCCUCCACCAUUGCUGAACUUCUGAACAAGGAGAUUGGCGCCAAGAAGUCGUUCAACGGACAGUACACUGUUGAAUGCGACAAGCGUGAUGGUCUGCCCGACCUCACCUUUACGCUCACUGGCCACAACUUCACUAUCGGUCCUUACGAUUAUGUCCUCGAGGUCCAGGGCUCGUGCAUCUCUGCCUUCAUGGGCAUGGACUUCCCUGAGCCUGUCGGUCCUCUUGCAAUUCUUGGUGAUGCUUUCCUCCGGAAGUGGUACUCUGUCUACGACCUUGGGAACUCCGCUGUCGGACUUGCCAAGUCGAAGUAAGCGGAGCAAGGGGCGACCGAUAUGAUGGGAUAGGCUGGGUACGGGAAUCUGGGCGGCGUACUCGGAUGGUCUGUAAAUGCAAUGACAGCGCCUGGCUCAAAUUGUAGUAAUGGGAACCCGCCAUUUCUUUUGUUCAUUGCUUUGCAAAGCCUGUACCAAUAGCCAAAUUGAGGUGACCGAG